Molecule: messenger RNA, 9432 nt
Organism: Linepithema humile (Argentine ant)
Lineage: Eukaryota; Metazoa; Arthropoda; Insecta; Hymenoptera; Formicidae
Gene: axo
Product: axotactin
Molecular function (GO): serine-type endopeptidase inhibitor activity
Source: RefSeq, a predicted model, not a curated record
UUCCGUCGCGCCGCGUACUUGAGGAGUUGCAUGUGGCGAAUAAGCGGUGAUACGGAAGGUGGAAAGAAGCACGAAGAAAGGAAGCCCUCGAAGAAAAAAAAUAUUUUCCUCUCCGAAGACAGGAACUAAAUGUAAUUUCUUUGUUUUCAUCAAAGUGAGAAGCUCGUCCCCGCGAGUGCGCGAAUUCCCGAAGAUCUCGAUCAUCUCGCGAUUCUAGAUCAUAUGUCGAGAAUCUCCAUUGAACGAUUGUAUACACGGUUUUUUCGCUGACUAUCUUUAAAAGGACAGAAUCAUUGCCAAACAACGAUGUCGCAUGUCGCAAGACACGAAAGCGUUUUUGCCCGACAGUAUAGGAACCCAUGAACGACGAAGCCCGACACGUGGGUGUCGAAUAUUCAUUCAGAAGACUGCACUUGCUCUUAGACGAGAUUGCUAUAAAAACGUCCCCUAUAGGAGAAGUUCAAGGAGCGUCUAAAAAAAUAAGAUUUUGCGAAGGAAGAUAAUCGACAUCGAUCAAGGGAUGAUUGAUGGUCGAACGGGCGCUUACGCAACUGCGGCAUUUGCAAGUGCGGGAAAAGAAGAGAAAACGCUUGAUUGCAGCGGACGGUUUGUCGUCGUAUAGGGAGGAAAAGAGUGAAGAAACGUUAGAGUGUGGCGCGCGAGACGAGAUCGCAAUGAAAGUCAAUAAACCGUGAUGAGUAACAGAGAGUAUAGUGGUCGGAGUGGCAUUAAUAAAUUAGUGUCUACUUGCUGCUGCAAGCAACAGCAGCGGCAGCAGCAAUAGUAGCAAAAGUCCGGAGGAGGAAGAGGACGAAGAGGAGGAGGAGGUGGAGGAGAAGGAGGCGGAGGUGGUGGAGAAGGAAGACCUCGGUGCGUGCGCGGUGUGUACCACGUGUAUGCAUGCGUGCGAAUACGUGUGACUGGCCGUGUCGAUGCGGGGAUUUGGCCAGUGUGUCAGUGUGAAAGAAGACAAUUGACUCGUAGCCGCAGUCCGUCGGACGGUGCUCGGCACGGCGGGGGCCUUCUGACGUCACAUCCUGCCCCGCGGCCUGUACGAGCCGCGAUCUCAUCUGGACCACGGCGCACGAAAGCGAAUGAAGAACGAUGAUCCAUCGCGACAAGAGGAUCCUUGGGAUCUUUGUCUUGCUCAAUGUAAUCGCAAAAAUUCCAGCGAAUCGCACGGAUUCGCCAAAAACAGACAUGAUUGAAGAAACGGAAGUUUUUACUACGACGAAAAGGAUUCUACCGGACAGGUGUCUUGUCAAAACGGAACCGGGACCCUGCAAGCAGUUCGUACACAAGUGGACCUUCAACAAAGCGGAAGGAAAAUGUCGAACCUUUCCGUACGGCGGUUGUGCAGGAAAUGAAAAUCGAUUUAACUCAGAAGCCGAAUGCCUUCAUUACUGUAUCGGCGGUGCUGAUCAUACGCUACCGCCUUAUCUUGUGACGAAAGGCAGCGUAUUUGUCACAUCGAGCACCACGACAACCAGCACUCCACCUCCCACGACUUCCAGCACUUCACGACCGACCUUCAAACCACCGGAACCGACAAAGCCGCCGGUACCGAAGCAUCAACGAGGAAAAGAAUUAACUUUCAUGGAAACUGGCUACGAGAAGACGUUUAUGUUCGCACAAAGCAAUACUUUCAUCCAGCUCGAUGGCCCUGGCAUCAAAACCUUUCAGCUGAGAUUAUGCCGCGAGAUAUCUUUCAAAUUUCGCACAAAACUCCCACACGGCUUGCUAGUUUAUCACAGCGUGAAAGAUCGUCCGGAAAGCCUCGAUCCUUACGCUCUUUACGUGAUAGUGGAAAAGGGUCAGCUAAAGGUAGUUCAUGUAUUUGGCAAGCAAUCAACUAGUUUGACAGUCGGCGAAGGGCUUAACAGGGACGAAUGGCAUAGCGUUCUCGUGAGGAUCGAUGUGCAUGGAGCAAAAUUGAUUGCUAGAGUCGACGAUAAACAGGGUGAGACCACUCUAAAAGUCCUGGAACGCGUCAUAAAUUAUGGAGUAUCCGAGGAAUUAGCCUCAGUCGUUCUUAUCGGAGGAUUGAGUUCCGAAGAACGAUUGCACGGCGUGAAAUAUAUAAUCGAGUCCUUCGUCGGUUGCAUCAGAGAUAUGGUUCUGAGUUCCGGAAAAUCUGCCAGCGAUUUGCUACCUAUUCGACCGCUAAUCGCGACCAAACACGAGAAUGUUAAGGAAGGCUGUAUCGAUAAAUGCAGAACACGAGAAAAUUUGUGCUUCGUCCCUAAUCAAUGUGUGAAUCACUAUAAUAGUCUGACGUGUGACUGCUUCGGAACGAAGUACGAGGGUGAACGUUGCGACGUGUACACCGCGACGAUACUAACGCUGAGAGGUUCCUCAUACGUGUCCUUUCGCGUGUAUGAUUGGAAGGAUCGUGUUCACUCAUCUGUCAACAGGAUCAGUCUUGCUUUCAAGACAAAAUGGGAUGAUUCCGUCCUGUUUUAUGCUUCCGGCGAAAUUGACGGGACACCACAUUACGUCGCAGCUUGCAUUAUAAACGGAUCGGUUUACGUUGAGCUCGAUUUUGGGCAUAAUUCAAAGAUCUCUACUAUGCUGGGCGAUUACGUCACGUCUGAUCAUUGGAAUAACUUGACUAUAUUUCACAACGGAUCCCUAGUCUUCGUCAGUUUAGACGAUGAUGUGAAGGUGCUAGAAAUACCUGGAGAAAAUUACAAUAUGAUUAUCGAUCCGGAGAUAUACAUCGGCGGUGGCCCAGAGCUCCAAAAGAAAAAGGGCCUUCUCUCGCACAAUAAUUUUGCAGGUUCCUUAAAAUAUGUAUUCUUUAACGACAAGUCAAUUAUAUACGAACUAAAACGCUCCAAUCCCAUGGUGCACUAUAUUGGCGUGCUGGAGCCCGAAUACUACGAAGCCGACGUCGAAGUCAUUCCGAUCACUUAUCCCUUCGCAGGAAGUCACAUCUGGUGGCCCAUCGAGCGCACCGAUUCGCUGAAUUUAAAAUUCGAUUUCAAGAGUUCAAAGCCGAUUGCAGUAGUCGCUUCGGGAAACGUGAAGAGCAAUCGUGGUAUUGGCUACUGGGAGCUACGUCAAGUCAAUGAUGAAAUUCGUUUCCAAUUGAUACCAGUCGUAACGGAAAACAUUACGGUGUCAGCUUCCGUAAAAUUUCCACCUUACAAUACCUCCUGGCACGCAAUCGAGCUUAAUUAUACAAAGGACGAGCUCAACCUCGUGCUCGACUAUAAAAAUAAGCAGAGCAAGCACUUCGGCACUAUGACGUUCGAGCUGGGUGAUAAAGUCAUUAUAGGAAGUGGUAAAAGCAACGCAGGUUUAGUAGGAUGUAUGCGUGAGAUACAAGUGAACAAUCAAAGAAUCGAACCUAGAUAUGUGAUUAACACCGAGAGAGUAAUCGGAGAAGUCGCUUUAGACAAUUGUCAAUUUGUGGAUCCAUGCAAGAGGCCGAACACCUGCGAACACGGUGGUAAAUGCUCGGUGAAAGAAGACAGAAUCACGUGCGAUUGCGCAGACACGGGAUAUAUGGGACAAAAUUGCCACUUUGCACAAUACCGAAAGACCUGCGAGGAAUUGGCUCUUCUGGGAUAUACGCAAGAUGAUGUUUACAAAAUCGACAUCGAUGGAAAUGGCCGAUUUCCGCCCGCCUUAGUAAAGUGCGAAUUUCAAUCGAUCGAAGAUUCGACCAAAACGAUCGUCGAACACAAUUUACCCUCCCAAGUGGAUGUCAGAUCCAUCAUCGAGAGCGACUUUACUUUCAGCAUCAAGUAUAGGCAGUUCAGCGCUGAGAUGCUUCAGGAGUUGAUCUCGCAUUCGCUUUAUUGUAGUCAAUACGUAAAAUACGACUGUUACAAGGCACCUUUGGAGUUGCACAGUGCCACGUGGUUCCAGUCCUCUAAAGGCACCACUGUCGAUUACAUCGGAGAAGUCAAUCGCGGAUCCUGCCCUUGCGGAAUGAACAGAACAUGCGUGCACUCCAACUUGAGCUGUAAUUGCGACGUGUCCGCCGGAAAUGCGGGAAAAUGGUUGUCGGACGAAGGAUAUUACGAAACACCUGAUUCAUUAGGCAUCAUCGGAAUGGUGUUUUUGCAACAGAGAGACCUCGAAGAAGAUGCUCGAGGACGUAUUACCUUAGGGCCACUAGAAUGCGUUGAAACAAACACACAGAAGUACGUGGUAACGUUUACGACAUCGCAAUCGUACAUCGAAGUGCCGGGUUGGAGAAAAGGUGACAUAGCCUUCAGCUUCCGAACAACCGGCGAGAAGGCUAUUCUUCUGUAUCAGCCACCGAUUCGAAGCAACUAUCCUUCCUUCAUGGUUGCAUUAACAUCCGAAUAUCGAUUGACCUUCCAUUUCACUCUGAAUACCGGUAAGGUUCGCGAACUAGAGGUGAAAAGUCGGCGCAAGUUGAAUAAUGGCGAGUGGCAGAAGAUUUGGAUCGACUACAACGACUAUCACGUGAGAUUCAUGAUCAAUACCGACUUCCAAAUGAUAGAUUUGUUGCCCGAAGAGGAGUUCGGGCCUUUCGAAGGAUCUAUGUUCAUCGGUGGCGCUACCGCAGAGCACUUGAAAGCUUCUUCCGUUCGACAAGGUCUCAUCGGUUGUUUUCGCGGUCUCGUUGUCAACGGAGAAAUAUUAGAUAUCCACAGUUAUAUGUCGGUGCAUCUGUCGGAAAUUAUCAAGGACUGCAAGCCUUCGUGUCAACCUAAUAAGUGCGAGAACGGCGCCAGGUGCGUCGAGCUGUGGAGCAACUUCGAAUGCGUGUGCGAGAAUAAAUGGGCGCACUUGGGCACUUAUUGCGAAACAAAUAUCAAUAAUAAAGCCCUCACAUUUACUUCACCCGAAGCGUUCUUGAAGAAAAACUACUUCGGAUCGGACGAUAACGAGGAAAGGCUACAACUGAAAAGCAUGCUGCAGGAGAAUAUUUUGAUUAACUUAAGAACCUACGAUACUCAUUCUCUAAUACUUUACGCGAAUGAUCAUUUAAAUAACUUCGUGCAUCUCUACAUCUCCAACGGUACCAACAUCGUGUAUCUCUUCAACGCUGGCAAUGAGAUUAAGAACAUCACAGUAGUAAAUCCAAAUGUCAACACGGGAAUCUCGAUGCAAAUCGCUAUAAUUCGAGGCGAGAAUUGGACCACGCUACACGUGAACGAAUAUAAUGUCACAUUAAACGCAACACCCAUACUUCUGGAAACGUAUUCGAACAAGCCGUGGACGAAUCCAGAGAAAGAAGUUUUAGCGCCGCAACGGCCACCGGCACCCCCCACCGAUUAUUUCCAAGUAAAUUUAGGAGGAUUUGAUCCUGAUAAUCUGUUGAGAGUCGGCAAGGAAGGAGCCUUAAUUCACGGUUACGUUGGUUGCUUGCGAGGGCUUAUGAUCGGCAAGUAUCUCGUUGAUCUGCCGAAUUUGGCUAGCGAAGCGAAUCGCGAAGGCAGCAAAGUUCUUGGAGUUCUACCGAAUUGUCAAAUGAAAUGUGACGCGAUGCCCUGCAAGAAUUUAGGAAUCUGCACGGAAGAUUUUGGCAGGCAGGAGUCCUCCUGCAACUGCGAGCUAACGUCCUAUUUUGGCGAACAUUGUGCCGACGAAAAAGGCGCCGACUUCAGCGGAGAGAGUAUACUUCAGCGCGAAUUCGAGCUCGAGGGCGAGGUGAACCAGGUGAAGGUUCAGCUGGCGUUCUCGGCAAACGAGUUGCGACAGCGAACCACCGCGUUGCUGCUGAUACAAACCGACAACAAAAGGAGCUAUUAUUUACUGGUGGCCUUAACAUCCGAGGGACAUCUUAUCUUCGAGGAGGAUAGGGACGGUGCAGCAGCUUACGGCGUGCGUUUGAUCGAUCGGAACUUCCUGAACGGUGCACGUCACAGCGUCUAUUAUGUUCGCGACAAUAAUACGGCUACUCUUUUGAUCGACCGCGAACUCGUCCAAUUGCUACCAAUUCCGCUCGGAGCGCCGAUUCCAGCGGACGAAGACGAAAGUCUGGGCGCUACGGAGAUUCAGCUUGGUGGAUUGAACACCACCGAUCCGCGAUUCAGCGCCUACAAAGGAUACACUGGUUGUCUGAGCAAUGUUGUAAUAUCGAUCAAUGAAGGUGCCGGCAUGAAGCCGUUGGAAGAAUAUAUGCUCUUUACGAAACAAGGCAGCGAGACCGUCCGCGCGACGAUACCCGCUGGCGUUAGAAGUGCCCAAUGCGCGGUCUUUCAUGCUCAAUCUGGCGGUCCUGAACCGCCCAGAAACGAUAGCGUGGGUCGUGACAAGGCAUGGGUCGAGGACCCGCCGGAGAGAAAUGUGUACACCUCGCAGUAUUCAGGCGCCACGCAGGAGGAGCAAGGGGCAGGAACAUACAUUUUCAUAGCUUUGUGCUGCGUUUUCGUGGCCGCGGUGAUCGGGUGCAUUUACGAAGUGUGGCGAAGCGCACGCAAGGAUCGCCAACGACGUCGCAGUGCGGCAUCCGCAGCGUCGACGACUGCCGCGGUCGCUUCCGGCUCGCAGCGGUGGCAAUCACAACAGUACACGGAAUCCUUAGUGACCGGCUCUAACGUGAAAACGGUUGGUUUCAAGAACGUGGACGAUGACAAAAGGCCAAACGGCACUCAUGUGAAAGUACCAAGUGCCAAAGAAUAUAAACCGUUGCCAAACACGGAUCCCAAGGACUUAAUAAACGACAAGAAAGUUCACAUAAAAGCAGACGAAGAACCAGAGAAAAAGGAGCUCCUAGGGGUAAAUACAGGCAUCGUCACUAAAGCUGCGAAACCGAAUCCAUUCUCGAUGGAAGAUCUGCAAGAAGAGCCUGAGCUGGAAGAGCGCGAGGAGAAAGAGGUGGAAGAAGAAGAGGAGGAAAAAGAAAAGGAGGAAAACACGAAAGAGCCAGAGGUGGACGAGAAUAAAGAAGAAGAGGAAAAGAAUGAGAGCAACGAACAAGAUGACGAGCUUCUGCUUAGGCCGGUAAGAAACAAGACGGCAAGGAGAGUUUCCUUGACCGACGAAUUGGACCCAGACGACACGCGGGGCCUCCUCGAGACAAACUUCUCCGUGACGGGUCUGAAUGAGAUCAAAACCGAGCGUAUAAUUCCCAGAGUGAAUAACACCACGAAAGCUAACGAUAAGAAUAACACCAUGCCGAAAAGGCCGAUGAGUCUCGAUUUAAACGCGCCGAUUAAGUUCAGAAAACUUCGCGGAGCAACUCGGCCCGAGAAGGUCACGGCGAAGUUGAUCGAUGAUAACGAUGUGAAUCAUCAGUCUCGAGGUAGAGGCUACGUCAGCCUCGCGUCCACGUUACGCACUCAGUAAUCAAAUCGACUGACGACAAUAAUUAAUUACAUUCAAAAGUCACCGCGUUUCGACGAUUGUGAAUACCGUUUCAUGGAACGAACGUUCUUAAACGACAAUCAUAUAGAUAAUAUGUACAUGUAAGCCAAUGUGAUAUAAUCGCAAUUCGAGCAUAACAGAAUCGCUGAAAUAUAACUGCCUAACCAACUGCUACAGAAGUUUAAUCCGGAAUUUCUAACAUUUCAUUAAAACACAUUUAUGAAUUCGGCAUUUGUAGUACUUAAUCAUUUUCUAAAAUAUAUAACUUAGGCACCCAUAACUGCUAAACUUAUAACUACUAAAAAUCACAGUUUGUCGUGAAAAUAAAAUUUAUGAUUAAGAAACAAAAUAGUGCAGCGUAAUAACACGUGUCAUUGUAACAAUAACUGAUGAUUAAUCGAUGCAGAUUCAAUAAAUUGCUUCGGAAUCGCCGCGUAUUGUUUAAUGCGUAUCGUUGCAGUCAUUACUAAUAUUUUAUCUGUACUUUACAAUGCUUUUCCUAUUUAAUUUUAUGAAUUCUUUACGAAAAUAGACGGUUGUUUCAAAGUUUGGCUCGUAGUGGCCGCAUUCGGAGAGAAAAAGACGUUCGCAUAAUGUAUUUAAAGUUAGCUUAUAGUCGAGCACCUGUUUGCGUUUCUUAUUAUGUAGCAUGUGUUGUCGUCAGUAUUUUUCCAGUAUUGAUUAGUUACAAAAAAAGCCAUACGUACUUAGCUCGAGUGAAAUAUUAUUUUAAGAUUCUAAUGCCUUGUAACAACUCAAGGAUAACGAUGAAAGUAGUAUUUAAAAAUAAAUUUACAACGAGAUAAAAUGAUAAGAAACUAUACUUCGAGAUAAGAUGAUGCAAAUCGUUAUCUUAAGAUACAAACCACGUAGUUUUAUUAAAAAAGAAAAUUAAAAUAAGACAUAUUUUAUCGAUUAAAGUCACCCAUGUAUUUUACGACACCACUGUAUCUGACGCCACGCAAUUAACUAAAAAAAGAUCACCAUAGCAUAGAUUAAUGUUAUUACCAUUUAAGCUUACAGUGUACGCCAAACAAACUAUUCACUUAUCGAUAAAAUUAUUUUGAAUAUUGCAAAUUACAAAUUUUUCGAAACAUAAGUUUAUUUUCAAUACGCAAUAUAUAUGAUAAUUGUAUAGUUUGCUUUGUGUGUACACUUGCAAGCCUUAUUUUAGUUUGAUUUCGCUGCUUCGCGCAAUUGUAGAGUGUGUGGCGUUUAUGUGCUUUUGGUGGCGAUCAAAAUAAUCAUGCUAUCAAACUCACAAAAUUCACAUACCGUGAAAGCCCAAGUCAUCCGAGAAUAUCAAGCCUGAUCUAUUCGUCAGAUUUUAAUACGAGGUGCCAUAUUUUCAGCACAAGAAUUGGUCAUCUAGAACGAGUGUCGAGGAGAGCGUUAUACCGUUAGACUCCAUUAUAAAACCUGACGAAACGAAAAUACCGUGCAAACUAUAGAGGUACGGACGUCGAUAAUAAUCUGUUACGAAUGUUAACGCGACAAUCGCAUCUUAACCUGGUCUCUGCAGUCUCUGAUUCUUUUCCUGACCGCGGGAUGCAAUUAAUUAUUCACGAUACGAUGCAUCUAAAUCUGCUUCCCCGGAUGCAAUUAACAGGAAGUUACUUAUGACAAUGUUAUUAUGAAUUGAGAAUUAUUUUCGUUAUUAAUAUUAUUGUCACUAUCUCAUAAUUAAAUUUAAAUAAAAAAUCAUUAUUUAUAUGUAAAGAACUUAAAUAUAUAUAUAUAUAAUGUACUUUGUUGCAUAUAGAUAGUUAGAUGAUCAAAAUUAGACAUAAUACUUUAUCAUCCCAAAAAGUCAAUUACUAUUUUACAUUUCGCUAUUUUAAUUUUUGGAAAUUGUUAUUACAAUUAUCAUCGUGUUACUGCAAUUUUAUUUACCGUAAUAUUUUUGUUUAAUAGUUCAUAAUAACAUAGCUGGCGAAUGAAAGUCAUGCGUUGCGUGAUCGAAUGUAUUGCUUGCACGAUAUAAACGUGACGAUGCAUCCCAUACGGAAUGACGAAAAGAUUUAUAUUCUUUUAAAAUAAUUAGCCGCUAGGACAUUAACCCGUGAGUCUCAUGAGACGUUUUAUAGUAUGUUAUAUACGCACGAAGUGACAAAGAAAAUAUACAAGUUUUUCCAUUGA